Molecule: messenger RNA, 2328 nt
Organism: Trypanosoma theileri
Lineage: Eukaryota; Euglenozoa; Kinetoplastea; Trypanosomatida; Trypanosomatidae
Product: surface protease GP63
Exons: 1
Coding region: 1-2328 (775 amino acids)
Biological process (GO): proteolysis; cell adhesion
Cellular component (GO): cytoplasm; membrane
Molecular function (GO): metalloendopeptidase activity
Source: RefSeq, a predicted model, not a curated record
AUGCGGCGUCUCUUCUUGUUUGCUCCGUUGCUCCUUCUGUACUGCACCCUUGUCACUCUUGCUGUGACAGAGCACCACCGCUGUAUGUUUGAUACUGUUGCUUUGCGUGUUGGUACCACACCAAACGGUGAAAUGUUUCAGAAAAUGCUGGGCAAAAGGAAGAAUCAAACCACUCGUUUUGCAGAAGAUCAAACAACUCCUUCAGGCAGAGAAGAACCGGUUGGGGAAGAAUGGAAACCCAUUCGCAUUGAACUUGUUACUGAUUAUUUGAAAAAGGGUCAAAACUGUUCUGGUAGUGUUGGUCGUAAGAUUGAUACCUUAUUGAAGAAAGAAUUUCCUUGCACAGAAGAUGAUGUUUUGACGCCAGAGAAAGAGGAAAUUCUUGUUAAAAAGAUUCUUCCUGAGGCAAUUGAACUGCACAAGGAACGCCUUUUUGUUAAACCUUUGAAGGGUCCUAUUGUCGUGCCGCAGUUCUCUAAGAAUGAUGGUCUUUGUUACCAGUUCAUGUCACAAGAUGAUGAACGGGAAAAAUCCUUCACCACUGAUAUGGUGUUGUUUGCUGCUGCACAGCCGACAACUGACGGAGCAUUCGCGUGGGCGGCAACAUGUGCGACAUUAAGUUCCAAUGGCCGUCCAGUUAUUGGGAUCAUUAAUUACGGUCCACGGUAUAUUGUGGCCACACCACAGCGUGUCCGCGUUGCUGCUCAUGAGAUUGCCCAUGCACUUGGAUUCAAUCUCCCUGAGAUGGAAAUGAAAGAUAUGGUGGGUAAAGUUAAUUCUACGAGUGAUAAGGCAGCAUUUUUUGUUGUUGCCUCUGACAACACACGGAGAGAGGCCAUGAAACAGUAUAACUGUGAUACACUCAAGGGUAUGGAAUUACAAAACAUGGCGUUUGUGCAAGUACCAGCUUUACCCGUACAAGCAGCAGCCAUCCUCGCUCAGGUUGCAAGUGUACAAGAAGAUAAUGAGGUGGGAGAAUCACACAGUAAUGUUAUGGAUGAUCGUUUGACAGGGGAGGAGUCUGUUGGCAGUGAUGUGCAAGAGAGACGUGAAGAAGAGGGUUCCAGUGCUGCCAAGUUUACACACAAUGUACAUCAUUCAUCAGAUGUGUUGUCGAAAAGACGUUCACUAUACCUUCAAGCUACAGUUGCAGAAUCUCCAAACAAAUGCACUACUAAUGAAGAAGGUGAUACUGCGACGGAUGAAGAGUGUAUUGUUAAGACAACUACAGUUCUUCCAAACAAUGAAUACAACGAAGGUGUCAUGACACGGUCUCACUGGAGUCGUCGUAUUGCAAAGGAUGAGUUAAUGGUUGGUCUCGUCGGUGCUGGGUACUACACCGCAAUUACAUUGGGAGCUUUCGCUGAUCUGGGCUACUACAAAGUUAAUUGGACAAUGGCAGAGCAGAUGAGUUGGGGCAAUAACUCUAACUGUGAAUUCUUGAAUAACAAGUGCGUUAACAGCGGUGAAACGAAGUUCUCCAAUAUGUUCUGCACAACCAAAUCCACUGUGGGUACUGAGUCACUGCAGUGCACAUCUGACCGCCAGUCGAUGGGGAGUUGCAGCAGCAUCGAAGCAAAACUCGUUAAUAAGGGAAUACCAAAGCAGUUCCAAUACUUUUCAGAGAACAAUAAGGUUGGUUCAGAAGAAUCUGAACAAAUGGAUUAUUGCCCGUUUAUUAAGGCAAAGGUGGGUUACAGUUGCAUCAAUGGUGUGCAGAGCAAAAUGCCUGAAAGUAAGAUUGGUAUCAACUCACGUUGUGUGGAGGGUAAGGAUCUAAAGACUGACAAAAAAGCAGCAGUUGGUGCCGUGUGUGUGGAGGUGUCUUGCAAGUUCAACAAGGUAAUUGUGCGGUACAAUGGAAACGAUAAGUGGUACAAUUGUCCUGAAGGAAAAAAUCUAACUGUGAAGGAGAGUGUGCUUCAGGGUAAAAUUGUGUGCCCCAAAUACGCUGAUGUGUGCAAUACAAUCAACAAAACUCUGGAUGAAUCACAAGGUCCAGCAACAGACCCAGACAUUGUUGAAGAAGUUCAAACAAGUGAACCAGAAUCCACUGAGGUCACUGAAACCGCAAAACCAAGUGAAAGUGCUGCUGCAAGUAAUAAUGCUGGUAACCAGGGAGUGUCUGUGCCAGUGGUACAAAAUGAGACAAGUACGACUAAAGAAUCGAAACCCAGCGAAACUAAGGAAGAAAACAUUACCUCCUUUUUGAAUGGCCAGAAUAAUAAUGCUGCUGCGAAAAAAGGCACUGAUGGUUCUUUUAAAGCUUCCGCUUUUGCGAGUGUUAUGUUUGCUCUCUUGACACUCUCUGUGAUAAUGGCGCCAUGA